This is a messenger RNA of Pyrgilauda ruficollis (rufous-necked snowfinch), 1578 nucleotides long. Its product is annotated as formin-like protein 3. Gene Ontology annotation, cellular component: cytosol. The annotation marks the transcript as partial. The record is from RefSeq and is a predicted model, not a curated record. Gene Ontology annotation, biological process: regulation of cell shape; cell migration; cortical actin cytoskeleton organization. Lineage: Eukaryota; Metazoa; Chordata; Aves; Passeriformes; Passeridae. The transcript has 12 exons. Gene Ontology annotation, molecular function: small GTPase binding; actin filament binding.
GGGGCGGGACCGGGCGGGGCGGGCGGGGCGGGACCGGGAGGCGGUGGCAGCGCCGGACACGACGGGCUGAACCUCCCCCACCGCCCCCCGGUGCCUGGGCCGGGGAUGGGGAACGUGGAGAGCGCGGACGGGGAGGCGCUGCCCCGGGGCCCGGGAACACCGGCGGCCCCGGGGGGAGCCGGACUGUUCGCCCCGGGCAAGAUGCCGAUGCCGGAGCCCUGCGAGCUGGAGGAGCGCUUCGCCCUGGUGCUGAGCUCCAUGAACCUGCCCCCGGACAAAGCUCGGCUGCUGCGCCAGUACGACAACGAGAAGAAGUGGGACCUCAUCUGUGACCAGGAGCGGUUCCAGGUGAAGAGCCCACCCCAUGCCUACAUCCAGAAGCUGCGCAGCUUCCUGGAGCCGGGUGUCACACGGAAGAAGUUCAGGAGGAGGGUGCAGGAGUCCACCAAGGUGCUGCGAGAGCUGGAGAUCAGCCUGAGGACAAACCACAUCGGGUGGGUGCGGGAGUUCCUCAAUGAUGAGAACAAGGGGCUGGACGUGCUGGUGAACUACCUGUCCUUCGCCCAGUGCGCCGUCAUGUUGGAUUUUGAGGGCCUGGAAGGCGGCGAGGAUGGCGCACUGGAGAAGCUGCGCUCCUGGAGCAGGUCCAUCGAGGAUCUGCAGCACCCCAGCGCCCUGCCCGCCCCCUUCACCAGCAGCCUGGCCCGCUCUGCCCGCCAGACCGCCCUACGCUAUGGCACGCUGCCCAGCCGCAGGGCACUGAAAAACUCACGCCUGGUGAGCCAGAAGGAUGACGUCCACCUCUGCAUCAUGUGUCUUCGGGCCAUCAUGAACUACCAGUACGGCUUCAACCUGGUCAUGUCUCACCCCCACGCUGUCAAUGAGAUCGCCCUGAGCCUCAACAACAAGAACCCGAGGAUGAAGGCGCUGGUGCUGGAGCUGCUGGCGGCUGUCUGCCUGGUGAGGGGCGGCCACGAGAUCAUCCUUGCGGCCUUCGACAACUUCAAGGAGGUACAAGGGGAGUGGGAACAGGGGAGCUCCCUGGUGCUCGGCUGCUCCCGAGGCUGGGUGGUCUCCAGAAUUGGGGUCUCACCCCCCUCUGAUGGCUCCACAGGGAAGUGUCCCCCGGCCCCGCCGCUGCCCGGGGCUUCACCCUCCAUCGCCCUCACCGUGGGGCUCUCAGCCAUCCGGAUCAAGAAGCCCAUCAAGACCAAGUUCCGGUUGCCUGUGUUCAACUGGACAGCGCUGAAGCCCAGCCAGAUCAGCGGGACGGUGUUCAGCGAGCUGGACGAUGAGAGGGUGCUGGAGGACCUGGACCUGGAGCGCUUCGAGGAGCUGUUCAAGACCAAGGCGCAGGGCCCGGCGCUGGACCUGGUGUGUGCCAAGAGCAAGGCGGCGCAGAAAGUGGCCACCAAGGUGACCCUGCUGGAGGCCAACCGUGCCAAGAACUUGGCCAUCACCCUGCGCAAGGCCGGGCGCAGCGCCGACGAGAUCUGCCGGGCCAUCCACACGUAUGGGCUGAGCCGGGGGGGCCAGAAAUGGGGCACGGAGGGUCAGGAAUGGGGUGCAAGGGGGCUG